ACACCACGUCCGUCGGCAGCAGCCGAAGUCGAUAAACGGACCGCCGAAAGCACUUCACCCGAACCCGUUCCGACUACAACCGGCCCGUUAUCGUCAAGCCCUUCGGCUACGGACACCGACUCAUAUUGGACAUUUUCACAGGCACGACACCCAUCUAAGACUUCAGGAAUCCCAUUGUCACUAUGUCGGCCAAGAACUUAUUAACUCCCGAACUCCAGGAAGACGAGUAUGAAGAUGAUAAAGAUUCGUCGCUGGGCGAGGACGACUCGAGUUCGACUGCUUCGCUAUCAAGCAGCAUCUUAGAGUACCGCACGAUCCACGGGCGAAGGUAUCACAGCAAAAGUUGGGGAGAUACCGACUAUUGGACGCCUAACGAUGAAAUACAAGCAAAUUCCAUGGACCUUACCCAUCACACGCUCACACUACUACUACACGACAGGAUAUUCCUAGCCCCCAUCGGCGACGACCCUAGGAAAGUCCUAGAAGUCGGAUGUGGAACAGGACCCGGUACAGGAAUCUGGGCAAUCGACUUCGCAGACGCCUUCCCGCACUGCGAAGUAAUCGGCACCGACAUAUCACCAACCCAACCAUCCUGGGUCCCGGGCAACCUGCGUUUCGAAAUGGACGACUUCAACCUAACCCCAUGGACCUUCCAGCCCGCCUCCUUCGACUUCGUACACAUGCGGUAUCUCUGCGGGGCAGUCCGAAACUGGGACGCGGUAUACGCCGAAGCCUUCCGGGCAGUGCGCCCCGGCACAGGCUGGGUCGAAACCCUAGAACCCGCUCUGCGCAUCCGCAGCGACGACGGCAGUGUCUGUGAAGGCGACGGGUCGGCGCUCGCGGCCUGGGGCCCGUUAUUCGAGGAGGGCGCUAGGCGGUACGAGAACAGGAACAGGGUCCCGGGGAGUGCGAACUCGGGGCCCUCGAGGCCGAUGAAUUUCGUCGAAGACGGGACGAUGGAGGGCGCGUUCCGGCGCGCGGGGUUCGUCGAUAUCGUUACGCAUACGAUCAAGUGUCCGCUUACGCCGAAUUCGAAUGAUCCGCAUCUGAGAGAGGUAGGGUUGUAUGCGCAUGCCACGAUGGAGGAGGGCAUGGAGGGUUUUCUACUUUAUCUCUUCACGCAAGGUUUGGGCUGGACCCACGAGCAAGUCAUCCUCUAUCUAAGCCGCGUACGCAAGGAGCUGCGCGACAGGCGGAAAUCGCCAUAUUCACUAGUCAAGGUCAUAUACGGCCGGAGGCCCGAGGGUAGUUAAUUGAUCAUUUUCAACUUGAAGAUAAUAUAGGAAAGGAAUAUGGGCGUAUGCAUGAUAUACCUCGGGUUAUUCGAUGGUAAUACAAUCCCCUUUGUCCAGCAUCUAGCAUAGCGUAUUUAUAAAGACAGAUGUAUAGUAGAGGCGCCCAGCAUAUUUAGACGCGGUAUGUAUAAUAUAAAUCGCAA
Molecule: messenger RNA, 1438 nt
Organism: Daldinia loculata
Lineage: Eukaryota; Fungi; Ascomycota; Sordariomycetes; Xylariales; Hypoxylaceae
Product: S-adenosyl-L-methionine-dependent methyltransferase
Exons: 7
Coding region: 183-1253 (356 amino acids)
Molecular function (GO): methyltransferase activity
Source: RefSeq, a predicted model, not a curated record